AGGCCAUGGAGCAGGUCGACCUCGAUGAGGACGUAGACGAGGCAGAUUAUGACGAACAAGACGAAGAGUACUGGUGUGCCGAGAAUUUCCGCGAUGGUCCGGCCGCACUAAAGUUCCUGCGGCAGUCGGAUGCUUCAGAUCGUAGCCCUCAGAGGAAGCCUGGUGACGCUGCCCCUGCUGAUGGCGAUGCACCUGUUCCCGAUGCAGCGGGCAAGAAGUCUGCGAAUGCAAGCCCCCUGCCCACUGCUUCAGCUCCUGUCGCCGGCACCACGCCAUCGGUGACGGCGGCGAAGAGGUUCCGGUACAGGCAGGUGAUUCUGCCGUACGCCUCAACGUCGACAUGCCAGGAUCCGCCUGAGCCUGUGCCGAGCCCCUUUGUACAUGCGGACUUGCCAGAAUCGUCUGGCGGUAGGUCCACUGCUAGAACGAACGAGGACAUCUAUGUUGAGGCCCAAGAGUGUUUCAAAUAUCGCUGGUCUAACAUAUUCCCUUGGCUCAUGCUUUUGAAAACUGAUGAUGGGCUCCCGACCUUCAAGUGUAGUGUAUGCGCAGUGCAUGCAGGACCUGCAGGGCGUACCGGCAAAUCGGGCAAGGGAGCAAAGGACGUGCAGACACAGUCGUUCAAGAAGCACGCCGGAAUGCAGAAGCAUCGCCUCGCCAUGUCCAAGCAGGACGAUCUCCUGCAACAGGUGUCUAACCAGCAGCGGAUCGACCUGCAUCCCCGCGCGGCCGACGAAGAGAAGGAGCGAGUCAUCGCGCUGCUCGACUCCCUCUACUUCUGCGCCAAGUGUAACGAACCCAUGGAAACUUGGAUUCGUUUGGUGCGAUACCUCUCAUCGCGCAGUUUCAAGGGCUUCCCGAAGUCUGCCUACGGCACAGAGGCGCUGGCGGCAAAGGCUGCUGCUGAGGAGAUCCCUGUCUUCAGCAUGGUUGACGGCAUCAUUUGCGAGAUCGCUGAGCUGCUCGGUCGCUCCAACCCUUGGCAUCAACGAUUCUUCGAGCUCCAGGAGGUGUUCAUGUCGACGAACCCCGAGCUCCAGGGCAUCCACAACAUCCGCUGGCUGUCGCGCGGAGAUGCUGUCAUCCGCCUGGUCGAGCUCCUACCAGCCAUCAUGGUCAUGCUGCAGGAGUACGACGCCAAGCUGUAUGCGCUCGUCACCAGUUACCGCUUCUGGCUCCUCCUGAUGUUCCUCGCCGACGUGCUCGAGCUGCUGAACGUGCUCAACAAGCUGGACUACACAACGGUGCACACGCAGAUCAUCCGCACGACCUCGCUGCUAGAGAGCCGCUACGUGGACUGCGGAGACGACUUCACCGGCGGGCCCAACGAUCGAUUGACGCGGUUCCUCGCCAAGCACGGGCCCGGCAAGUCCAAGCUAGUGACAGUGGAGGGGAUUGACUCCGAUGGCCGACCUUCACGGUUCACCUUCGAGCUGCACGAAGAGCCCCAAGAGGACUACCCGGGGCCCAGCGACCACGAUGGGAGUGUCGUGGCGUGCAUGGCUCUAGCGGAGGGCCUGGUCCGCAACCUCGACGAGCGCCUAGGCGAUCUGCGGCAGCUGUCGGGAGCGCGCCUGUUCAGCGUUGACACAUGGCCGCCCAACUGGGACCGACACGCACGGAGGACGCAGUGCCUCGAGUGGUUCAACUCGCUCGUGGUCAUCUACCGCGCUGAAGACAGGGACGAAAUUCUGCCAGGUAUAGACAAGGGCAAAGCCUAGAGCGAGCUCCGCAACUUCGUUCCCGUCCUUGCUGCGCUUCCCAAGGCGGACAGGUCAUUCCACGCGGGGCUGAGCGCCAUGCUAAAGACGCAGGACUGGAGGGACAGCUACCCCAACCUGGUCAACUUGUGGGUGGCGGUGGCUGUCCUUCCAUUGAGCACUGUCGAGUGCGAGCGCGGGUUCUCCCGCCAGAACGUCAUCAAGAGUUGGCUGCGGGGGGCUCUCAAGGAUACUAGGCUAGGAGAUCUGAUGUGCAUGUCGCAGUUAGAGUAUGACCCCGACUGGCAAGAGGUGGUCUCCAUCUGGCGGGCUUAUAAGAAGAGGAAGCCCCUUAGCAACGCCCUCCCCGAGUCUUGUAGUAGCAGGAAGGGAAAGGAGAAAGUAGAUUAUGAUAAUGAUAUGCCGAUAGCAC
This is a messenger RNA of Closterium sp. NIES-67, 2133 nucleotides long. NCBI's taxonomy places the organism in Eukaryota, Viridiplantae, Streptophyta, Zygnematophyceae, Desmidiales, Closteriaceae. The record is from the annotation of a GenBank genome assembly.